This is a messenger RNA of Rattus norvegicus (Norway rat), 698 nucleotides long. RefSeq names its product Purkinje cell protein 4 (gene Pcp4). Bases 98 to 382 code for a protein of 94 amino acids. The transcript has 4 exons. NCBI's taxonomy places the organism in Eukaryota, Metazoa, Chordata, Mammalia, Rodentia, Muridae. The record is from RefSeq and is marked reviewed.
AGCAGCCACCCCUGAGCAUUGCCUUCUGAGCUGUUCUGUGGGACCAAGCUGCGGAGUCAGGCCAACAUGAGUGAGAGACAAAGUGCUGGAGCGACCAAUGGAAAAGACAAGACAUCAGGAGAUAAUGGCAAAGUGCUCACUGCCAGAGGAGGAAUGGAGAAGUGCCUGGCACGAUCCAGCCAGAACCUGCUCGGUCUCUAAGAAAGCCAAGAGGAUCUGCAGUGGAAAUGCCUCGCUGGAGGCUCCUGAAAUAUAUGGGCAGAAGAAGGUCCAAGAAGAAUUUGAUAUCGACAUGGAUGCACCAGAGACAGAGCGUGCAGCUGUGGCCAUUCAGUCUCAGUUCAGAAAAUUCCAGAAGAAAAAGGCAGGAUCACAGUCCUAGUGGGGAAGCUGCUUCCUGGUCCACCCGAAGACACCAAGUUCAACCACCGUCCAUCCAGAAAUGAGAAGAACAAUACCCUAGAGCAAAGUCAUCCACACCCAGUACACACUCCGCUGCUAACCUGAAAUGCAUGAACAGAAACCCAUAGUAUUUAUGCCCCUCUAGGCAGGUGUCCACAAUAAAAUUGUGAGCAGCUUAAUCUGUCUGUCUCCAUUACAAUUCCUCUGCAACGAUUUUCCUCGAUGUUGUAAUAAAAAGGAGGUAAGAGGAGCCAAUCUAGUGUCUGCCUUCAUUUCUCACAUUAGGCGGGACCAUA